AUGGCUUUCCAGGCUCCGGUCAGCACUCAGGCCAUCGCCUCUGCUACCAAUGAGCUCUGGCCGUCAAUGUCUGCUGCCCUGCAGGCACCCUGGCGCGCCUUCAAACGUCCUACGCCACCUAUCGCAUCGAAACAGCACGCCAAUGAGCGCGCGCUGCACACCUCGCAACCACCGACGGCAAAUGUUGCCGUUCCGGACUGCUUGGCUUCGGUACCGGUGUCGGCUUUGCGAUUCCGUCCGUCGUCCGGCGCAUUUGGUUCAUCUCCAACUGUGGCUGGCAUGCUUUCGCAAGUUUCUUCGAGCGCGUUGAGGCGGUUUAGCCCGCUUUCUCAUACCCUCCCUACUCGGCAAUACUCUACUCUUACUCAUCUCGGUCCCUUGAAGCUGAACGCUAUCCCAAGGUCUGGUCUUCUCGGUCUGACUCAACAGCGCACCAUCUUCGGCGGCAACACUUCUCGGAAUCUUCUGGCACACAUGGAACAAACUGCGAACAACAACCCCCACAGCGCCACUGCUCAGAAUGCCUUCUACUCUGCUCUUCUCCGCGCCAAUCUGCCGCAGCUCGUCGUCGAGCGGUACCAGACUGGCAGGUUUGCUACUAACCCCGCCUGCGACACUAUGUACAUGCGCGCCUUGGAGAGGGUCGGUCAAUCGGAAAAUGCCGGUAUAGCAAACAAUGCCGCUCCCGGGGGACAAUCCACUGGCCUUGGAAUGGAUCAGAUUCAGUCUAUCGGACAAGCCGUGGGCGCGCGCGUUCGCGGCGGGAAUGUGGCUACCGCUCGUAGUGGUACCGGCGACAGGGCAAGCCCGCUCUAUGUCGUCGUGGACGAAUCUACCGGCAGCACCAUCUUUAAGUGGAUCAAAUUCUUCCUCUGGUUCGGUCUUUUGACCUAUAUUACCUUCGUCACUGUCACUCUUGUUGUCGAGGCUAGCGGCUUGCUGCAAAGGCGCGGCUCGAAGCAGGAUAUGGAGGCAAAGCCAGAGCUCCAGACUACUCGGUUUAGCGACGUUCACGGCUGCGAAGAGGCAAAGGAGGAGCUCCAGGAGCUCGUCGACUUCCUCAAGGCCCCUGACAAGUUCAACGCGCUCGGUGGCAAGCUCCCCAAGGGUGUUCUCCUGGUUGGUCCUCCCGGUACUGGUAAGACUCUCCUCGCUCGCGCCGUCGCUGGUGAGGCCGGUGUUCCAUUCUUCUACAUGUCUGGCUCCGAAUUCGACGAGGUCUACGUCGGUGUUGGUGCUAAGCGUGUGAGGGAACUCUUUGACGCCGCCAAGAACAAGGCCCCUGCAAUUGUGUUCGUUGAUGAGCUGGAUGCCAUUGGUGGCAAGCGCAACGACAGGGAUCACGCCUACGUCAAGCAGACUCUCAACCAGCUUCUCACGGAACUCGACGGUUUCGAGCAGAACUCUGGUGUUAUCUUCAUUGCCGCAACCAACUUCCCGGAACUCCUCGACAAGGCUCUGACUCGUCCUGGCCGCUUCGACCGUAACGUCGUCGUCCCUCUUCCCGAUGUCCGUGGCCGCUCUGCUAUUUUGAAGCACCACAUGAGGAACAUCCAGACCGGAACUGACGUCGACUCUGAUGUCAUUGCGCGUGGUACCCCUGGCUUCAGCGGUGCGGAACUCGAGAACAUUGUGAACCAGGCCGCCGUGCAUGCUUCCAAGAACAAGCAAAAGAGGGUUACUAUGAUUGACUUCGAAUGGGCCAAGGACAAGAUCUUGCUGGGCGCUGAGCGUCGUUCUGCUAUCAUCCAGGAGAAGGACAAGAUUGCUACGGCGUACCACGAGGGCGGCCACGCUCUGGUUGCCAUGUUCACCAAGCACACGGAUCCCCUCUACAAGGCUACCAUCAUGCCUCGCGGACAUGCUCUCGGUAUCACCUUCCAGCUGCCCGAAAUGGAUCGUGUUAGUCAGACCAAGUUGGAAUAUCUUGCGCACAUUGACGUCUGCAUGGGCGGUAAGGUCGCUGAGGAGCUUGUAUAUGGACCAGACCACGUGACGUCUGGCGCCUCCAGCGACAUCCAAAAGGCGACUGCCAUGGCGUACGCCAUGGUCACACAGAUGGGCAUGAGUGACGAACUGGGCAACAUUGAUCUCUACAGCAACUUCUCGCGCCUCUCGUCCGAGACCAAGAACAAGAUCGAGGACGAGGUGCGCAAGAUCCUGGAUGCGUCUCGGGAUCGUGCGCGGGCGCUCCUCACGGAACGUCGCCUCGAGCUUGACCGUCUGGCCAAUGCUCUUGUGGAGAACGAGAGCUUGACUAAGGACGAGAUGGAGAUGGCUGUGCGGGGCGAGAAGCUGCCGGACAGGUUAAAGAGCGAUUUCAGUCUGCCCAUCAAGCUUCCCGAGACGUUCCUGCCGCCGGCGAUACCGGGAAGCGGGAACCAAGGCGGCAACUCGCCGGCGCCCGGCCCAGGAUCGGGGCUCCCCGGAUCCAAUGGCAUGGAUGGUCGGUGA
Molecule: messenger RNA, 2454 nt
Organism: Aplosporella prunicola CBS 121167
Lineage: Eukaryota; Fungi; Ascomycota; Dothideomycetes; Botryosphaeriales; Aplosporellaceae
Exons: 4
Coding region: 1-2454 (817 amino acids)
Biological process (GO): protein quality control for misfolded or incompletely synthesized proteins; mitochondrion organization
Cellular component (GO): mitochondrial inner membrane
Molecular function (GO): ATP hydrolysis activity; ATP-dependent peptidase activity; ATP binding
Source: RefSeq, a predicted model, not a curated record